Molecule: messenger RNA, 715 nt
Organism: Anopheles cruzii
Lineage: Eukaryota; Metazoa; Arthropoda; Insecta; Diptera; Culicidae
Exons: 1
Coding region: 254-715 (153 amino acids)
Source: RefSeq, a predicted model, not a curated record
GUGAGGAGAAAAUUGCUUGCAUAUUGUGAAAAUGUUUGAAACCGUUCCCUGGACAAUGUGUUGAUGCUUUAUUCUGCGUCUAAAUGCGCACUUCUGGUACGGUAGAAUCAUCAAAACUACGAUACCGGAUUAGUGCGAUCUGCGACUUGGUUACCACGGGACUUUCCCACCCUCUUAAGGAGCUCAAAAAGAUAAGCAUGUUGGCCAACGAAAGUGAAAGCAUCGGCUACUGAUAAGCUGAUGAUCAACAAGCAUGGAAACCAGUGAUAAAAGUGAAAGUAAAAUUAAAGAGAAGCUGAACCUGCACGUUAAAAAACGACUACAAGAGUCGUCCAAGCAACCGGGCCAUGACAAUGAUGCGCACAACUCGAAGGACAUAGCGCCCCCGGUCGGUCCUCGGGCCAAGCGACAGAAAACUAAAAAUGCCACAAAACCCACGUCGACUGUCGCUCCCGUUAUCAAAGAUUUGGCAAAAGGCAACGAGUUGCUUCUGUCGCCCGGCGGUAACGACACCACAAACAGCAGCAUAAACUCAACCGAUCAGGAGGUGAACGACCGCGAGGCGGUUGAUCGUAUCGCUGCGACCGACAAGCCGGCAAAGGCCGGUCAGCGGCUAGACAUCUUUUCGUGGAUAUUGAAUCAAAAGAAAAGUACCCUGAUGCGCGAUCCGGAGGUUGUGGCCUGUUUGAACGCUCUAAGCGAACGAAAAAAGUGA